UCGCAGGCCAAUCACAGGCUCCUGCCGUCCACUUUAGUCCAUCCGACCCCCAACGGUCCAAGCCAGAGCAGGCAAAGCGGCAUGCCGCUGCGCCGCACCACGACAGAAUCAGACCAAGCUCUGAACUCCCAACAUGCCGGAAUGACGGGAUGGCGGGUUCAAUCUGGGGGGGGGGAGCCAAGAGGCUUUGAGCGCCACGAUUUCCAUUCGCCGGUUCCUACCUGCGUCCCCUCUCUCUCACACACCACUCGCCGUGGUGUUUCCUUUCUCCUUUUCUGCCCACCACUAUUAUUAUUUUAUUUUGUUUUUGAUCGGGCUGGGCUUGCUUCGCUUCGCCUUGUUACCGACUGCCCUUUCCCGCGCUCUUUCGGGAGCGUAAAGCCGCGGGCGCAGAGAAGGAAAAUGAGCUCUAAACGUUCGCCGCAGUCGCCGCCUCCGCCCCGGUACCAUGACGGCCUGAUCCUAAACGAAGAGGCAUUAAAGAUCUACCCCGAGCUUGUGCCCACGCCUCCACCACGAGUCCACCAUGAUAGCCCCGCCUCUCAAGCGCCCAUCGCCAGUCGCGCAUCACAACCCAACGGCCGCGACUGGGACACCGGCUUACAUCCCAUCGAGAAGCGCCGGCACCGGGCCGCCCUGUUCUGGAAGCGGCCCAUCGUCUGGGUCGUUGUCGUGGCCGCCAUAAUAAUCGUCGUGCUCGCCGGCAUUCUCGGCGCCGUCGCCUCGGGGAAGAUUAAGAUAGCGUCGCUUGCGAGGUGAGUUUCCAGCUUCACCUGUCGUCUAGCUCCCGUCUUUGGCUCCGGUCCUCGGCUCCGGUACCCCCCUCGCAGAUACCUUCCCCCGUCGUCAUGGAUAAGGAGGAGGUUAAUGGAGCCUGGACCCAUCGCUCGUUGACUUGAACAUGGGCUUCCCAAACUGACACACAUGACCCCCA
Molecule: messenger RNA, 934 nt
Organism: Lasiosphaeria miniovina
Lineage: Eukaryota; Fungi; Ascomycota; Sordariomycetes; Sordariales; Lasiosphaeriaceae
Exons: 1
Coding region: 82-759 (225 amino acids)
Source: RefSeq, a predicted model, not a curated record